Molecule: messenger RNA, 903 nt
Organism: Peniophora sp. CBMAI 1063
Lineage: Eukaryota; Fungi; Basidiomycota; Agaricomycetes; Russulales; Peniophoraceae
Source: the annotation of a GenBank genome assembly
AUGCAGACUUCCACCAGACUCGCGCUCCAGCGCGCACUGCGCCAAGCGCCCUCCUCACUCUCCACAACACCGUCUUCGCUCGAUUAUGCACGCUGCGCACCUCGUACUUUCUCGUGGAGAUGGCCGGCGCGCGGGUACGCUGAUGAGGCGCCGAAGAAGGCUGGGGAGGAGGUGAAGGAGGAGGUGAAGGAGACGGUCGAGGAUAAGGCGAGGAUUAUGUGGGAGGAUAAGUAUAAGAAUAAGAGUGCUGUUGGGGUGUUCUCGCCCGUCUCGGCUGCGCUUUUCGUUGCGGCGGGCGCGGGGCUGUAUUGGUACUUUACGAGCGAGAAGCAGCGGAUGAUCCAGGCGCGAGAGGAAGAACGCCAGUCCCGCUCGUACGGACGCGCGAACAUCGGCGGACCCUUCGAGAUGACGACACACGACGGCAAGACUUUCACUGAACGUGACCUUCUCGGGCGCUGGAGCCUGAUAUACUUCGGCUUUACGAACUGUCCGGAUAUCUGUCCUGAGGAGCUCGACAAGAUGACCGAAGCCGUCAACAUCCUCGACAAAAAAUACGGCCCCAUAACCCAACCCAUCUUCAUCUCCGUCGACCCCGCGCGCGACACCCUCCCCCAAAUGUCGCGUUACGUCCUCGACUUCCACCCGCGCAUGAUCGGCCUCACCGGCUCGUACGACACCGCCAAAAGGGUCUGCAAAGCGUACCGCGUCUAUUUCAGCACGCCGCCCAACACAAAGGCGAGCGAGGACUACCUGGUGGACCACAGCAUAUAUUUCUAUUUUAUGGACCCGGACGGGAAGUUCGUGGAUGCGUUUGGGAAGAGCACGAGUGUGGAGGAGGUCGUGGGGAGGGUUGAGAAGGAGUUUGGGGAGUGGAAGGCGGAGAGGGGGAGUUUGGCGUAG